AACAAGCUCGAUUGUACCUCGAGACCUAGGCAGAGCGUGGGCAAGUUGCAUUCCGUCAAGUCUAGGAACUACGAGUCUUUCCGCUUCGCGUUCUUUCGGUAAAAGGACUGCUGCAAGUCGCGACGCCCGGCUUCCCAGCAGCAGCCUGCCUCAACACACGCGAGGCGUCAUGGGCCGCCGCCACGCGGCGCUCGCCCUGCUCGUCGCGGGCGCGUCGGCCCUCGCGCCGCCGCCGCGGCUCCGCCGCCUGCGCCGCGCGCCGCGCGCCGCGCCUGUCGCGCGGCGCGCGAGCGGCGGCGACGACGACGCGGCCGCCGACGAGCGGCCCGGCUGGCUCGCGGCCAUAACGGGGGACGAGGAGCUCGCCGAGGACCUGCGCGUCUACGGCAAGACGCUGGCCGUCUGCCUCCUGAUCCGGUUCCUGAUCGUCGAGCCGCGCUUCAUCCCGUCGCUGUCCAUGUACCCCGGCCUCGACGUCGGCGACCAGCUCGCCGUCGAGAAGGUGACGAAGCUCGCGCGGCCCCGCGACGCGCCCUACCGGCGCAACGAGGUCGUCGUCUUCAACCCGCCGCAGAGCUUCAAGGACAUCGUCAACAGCCGCGCGCGGAACGAGGCGCUCAUCAAGCGCGUCGUCGCGGUCGCGGGCGACACCGUCGAGGUCCGGGGCGGCAAGCUGUACGUCAACGGCCGGGCGCAGGACGAGGCCUUCAUCAACGAGCAGCCGGCGUACGCGCUCGACCGCAUGGUCGUCCCCGCGGGCCACGUCUUCGUCCUCGGCGACAACCGGAACCAGUCGCUCGACGGCCACGUCUGGGGCUUCCUGCCCACGAAGAACGUCAUCGGGCGGGCGGUCUUCAAAUACUGGCCGCCCGGCCGCGUCGGCCCCGUGCCGUUCCCCGAGGGCUCGUACGCGUAACUACUACCUCUUAAGAGACGGCGACGGCGCGGCGCGGCGGAGGGCGCGCGUCGGUGCCGGGCGCCCGGGUACCCUGCGACGCGAGGUGCCGUAUGUGUGAUAUGAUAAGUACCUCGGUAGGAGCCGCGCAUUGUCCUUUGGAAACGUUGGCCUGUUGGAAGCGCGAAAGAGAGCCAUCACCUGUCGCAAGCAUGAAUUCACGUCACGCAAAUAGUUGAGGGAGCACCGGUGGGUCGUGUGAUCGUCGAGACCGGGCGUCGGAGUCGUGACUGCACGGCGCGUGGUAAGUAAUGCGAGGUAGGAAUAAAGGGGCGUACCGAU
This is a messenger RNA of Pelagomonas calceolata, 1237 nucleotides long. The record is from the annotation of a GenBank genome assembly. Lineage: Eukaryota; Pelagophyceae; Pelagomonadales; Pelagomonadaceae.